CGACGUCAUUUCAACAAAUAAAAAAUACGGAGUAAUAUCUCAGCUCCUCUGUGGCCUGCGGAAGAAGAGCUCCCAUCGCGACGACGAAGAAGCGAGACGGAAGUGCGAAACCCUAGCGGCCUAGCUCAAUUCCCAGCUGCAUCGCCGCCGUCGGGAAUCGACCAGCCCACCACCACCUCGCCGCCGCAGAAUCAGCCCUCCAGGUUCCGGGACAGGCUCACCGAGCACGGCCCACCGCUCCAGGCUCGAAAGACCACCGCCCAAUCACUCUACCCUCCGAAUUUCCUUAUCUCCAACUUUAAAGGUUUGGCGGAAAAAUUGGUUAAACAAACUGCAUUCUUGAGUAUAAGGUUAAGGGCAUGACCACUGCUCUGGAACCUGAAUUAAAGGAUAUGGAAGAAGAUGACGAGGAUCCCAUACGCUUCAAGCGUAUGACCACUGCCGUGAAGCCUGAAUUAGAUAUGGAAGAUGAUGACGAGGAGCCCAUACGUUUCAAACGUAAUAACACAUCAAAGCCAAAUGCUUCAAACUCUGAGCCUUCUUCAUCGUCCCAAAAGCGUGAUGGACUGGUUGGGAGGCACACAUCCAAUACCAAUUCUUCAAACGGCCAAAACCAGAAAGACAAGAGAGCCCCCUCAACAUCCAAAGCAUCACCUGGGAAGUCACCAUUGUUCAGUCCAAGAUCAUCACCAAAUGCAUCACCAUUGAUCAGCCCAAGAGUGUCACCUCUACCAAGCAGGACAUUACCUGCAACUACUGCUAUUAAAGUUUCAAAAUCAUCUGCUUCUGCAGCUAAUCAGCCAAAUGUUUUAACCCAAUGCAGAACAAAGAAAGUUGAUGAGGAGGAAAAACCACCUGUUUCUUUCCCAAAGGAUGAAUCAGACUCUGAAGAUGAUAAACCAUUGGUCACGCUACCUAGAUUGUCAAUUAGCAAUUCCAACCAUUGUAACAAAGUGGCUGGUUCUUCUUCAUCAGCUCCAAAGGUUGAAUCCCCUGAUAAUGAAGAUCCAGACGAUAAUAAGCCAUUGGCAACAAGAAUUAAAGUUAAACCUAAUACAGAGACUUCUAACUUCAAGAUGUCUGAAUCUAGUAAGGAUAGACAUGUACUGCCAAAAUGCCCGCACCCGCAAAAUGGUUCUGCAUCUUCUACAGUCCCAAGCAAGAGAUCUAUAGAUGAGGGAAAAUCUUCUGGUCAGAGUUCCGUCAAAAAGCCAAGGCCUUCUGACUCAUCUGCCCCGGUUAAGGGUAACAAACCUUCAGUAAAAGCAGAAAAGAAGGAAGAUGAUGAUGAAGAUUGCAUGUCUUUAUCACAACGUAUUAAGAAGUCACGCGAUUCUGUUAAUAAGUCAUUACCUACAAAGAAAACCUGUGCAGUUGCUUCCUCUUCACGUACAAUAACAAAGAAUAAGUUGAAGAAAGUGAAAAAAAACUCUAAAUACUCUCAAUCAUCAAAGGUACCCCCUAGUUCGGGUGAUGGAAUAAAGUGGAAUACUUUGGUUCACAAUGGUGUAAGUUUCCCCCCACCAUACAAGCCUCAUGGAGUUAAUAUGCUUUAUAAGGGAAAACCUGUAGAUCUCACAUCAGAGCAAGAGGAGGUUGCAACAAUGUAUGCGGUGAUGCUAGAUACAGAUUACAUGAACAAACCCCAAUUUAAAGAAAACUUCAUGAACGACUGGAAGAAAUUACUUGGAAGAAAUCAUGUGAUUCAGAGUUUGGAGCACUGUGAUUUUACCCCUAUAUAUGAGUGGCAUCAGAAAGAGAAGGAAAAGAAGAAGCAAAUGAGUUCAGAAGAGAAAAAGGCUUUAAAAGAAGAGAAAAUGAAACAAGAAGAGAAGUAUACAUGGGCUAUCCUCGAUGGUGUUAAAGAAAAGGUUGGAAAUUUCAGGGUUGAACCUCCUGGACUGUUCCGAGGUCGUGGAGAACAUCCAAAGAUGGGAAAACUGAAAAGACGCAUCCGUCCAAGUGAUAUUACCAUAAACAUAGGAAAAGAAGCUCCAAUCCCAGAAUGUCCGAUCCCCGGUGAAAGGUGGAAGGAGAUAAGGCAUGAUAACACUGUAACAUGGUUAGCAUUCUGGAAUGACCCUAUUAAUCAAAAAGAAGUCAAAUAUGUUUUCCUUGCUGCUAGCAGUACCUUGAAAGGGCUAAGUGAUAAAGAGAAGUAUGAGAAAGCAAGACUUUUAACGGAGCACAUAGAUCGGAUCAGAGCUGCAUAUACUAAAGAUUUUAAUAGUAAAGAUCCUGUUAAGAGGCAAAUAGCUGUUGCUACCUACCUUAUUGAUAAACUAGCUCUCAGGGCUGGCAAUGAAAAGGAUGAGGAAGAAGCUGACACAGUUGGUUGCUGCACAUUGAAAGUAAAUAAUGUAGAACCAGAGCCUCCAAAAAAUCUGAAGUUUGAUUUCCUUGGUAAAGAUUCUAUCAGAUAUCAAAAUGUUGUUCCAGUAGAAGAAGCUGUUUUCGAAGCAAUUCAACAAUUCCGGAAAGGGAAGGGUGGUGAUGAUGAUCUUUUUGACUUGCUUGAUACGAGUAAGCUGAAUGCUCAUUUGAAAGAACUCAUGCCUGGUCUUACUGCAAAAGUCUUUCGUACUUAUAAUGCCUCUAUUACAUUGCAAAGAGAGUUGGAUAUGCUCACAGACAGUGGAGCUGAUGUUGCAGAUAAAAUAAAAGUAUAUCAAUAUGCAAACAAGCAGGUGGCAAUCAUUUGCAAUCAUCAACGCAGUGUUUCUAAGACACAUGAUGUACAAAUUUCCCGCUUGAACAAUAAGAUUGAUGAGUUAAAGGGUGUUUUAGAAGAACUUAAAACCGAUUUGGCCCGUGCGAAGAAAGGAAAGCCUCCGAUUCAGAGUGAUGAUGGGAAGACAAAGAGAAAUCUUGCACCUGAAGCCUUGCAGAAAAAGAUCGAUCAAACCAAUGCGAGGAUUGAGACAAUGGAGAAACAAAUACAGACAAAAGAAGACAUGAAAACAGUUGCACUCGGCACGUCCAAGACCAACUACCUAGACCCAAGGAUCUCGGUCGCGUGGUGCAAAAAGAAUGAGGUUCCCAUUGAAAAGAUAUUCAACAAGUCUCUUCUGGCAAAAUUUGCUUGGGCCAUGGACGUUGAACCCGACUUCUCCUUCUAAAGAUGAUCCCUGUUCAAUCACCCGGGGGGUAAAACGGUAAAACGUUGUAUGCUGACAAUUUUAUUUAUUUGUUUUUUUUCCACAUAAUGACACUUGCUGCAAUAUUGUAUUGUAUUACGGAUUAUAUUGCAUUUGUAUUGAAGAAAGCUGUUACAGUAUC
Messenger RNA from Cuscuta campestris, 3279 nucleotides. The record is from the annotation of a GenBank genome assembly. NCBI's taxonomy places the organism in Eukaryota, Viridiplantae, Streptophyta, Magnoliopsida, Solanales, Convolvulaceae.